This is a messenger RNA of Anisakis simplex (herring worm), 315 nucleotides long. Lineage: Eukaryota; Metazoa; Nematoda; Chromadorea; Rhabditida; Anisakidae. The record is from the annotation of a GenBank genome assembly.
AUGUUUCCAGAAAUUGGAAACCACGAAAUUGAUUUCGAUGAAUUUUGUGAUGUUAUGAAGAGGUUAAACGCCAAGAAACGUUCUUGGAAUGAAGUGGUUCGUGAGUGCUUUACUGUAUUCGAUCGGAGUGAAUCAGGAGCUGUCUCGAAGAAAGAUUUCGAGUUUAUAUUACGCGAAGUGGGCGAUAUCACCGAUAAUGCGAUUAUCGACGAAAUUUUCGAUGAAGUCGAUGUGGAUGGGGAUGGUAUCAUUGAUUAUGAUGAAUUCACAUUCAUGGUUCGAAAUUAUAUGACUGACGAUGACAUUGGCACGUAA